GACUCUGCAUUCACUAUAUCUGGUCUCCCAGGACCCUGCAUUCACUAUAUCUGGUCUCCCCGAACCCUGCAUUCACUAUAUCCGGUCUCCCCGGACCCUGCAUUCACUAUAUCUGGUCUCCCCGGACCCGCAUUCACUAUAUCUGGUCUCCCCGGACCCUGUAUUCACUAUAUCCGGUCUCCCAGGACCCUGCAUUCACUAUAUCUGGUCUCCCCGGACCCUGCAUUCACUAUAUCUGAUCUCCCCGGACCCUGCAUUCACUAUAUCCGGUCUCCCAGGACCCUGCAUUCACUAUAUCCGGUCUCCCCGGACCCUGCAUUCACUAUAUCCGGUCUCCCCGGACCCUGCAUUCACUAUAUCCGGUCUCCCAGGACCCUGCAUUCACUAUAUCUGGUCUCCCCUGACCCUGCAUUCACUAUAUCUGAUCUCCCCGGACUCUGCAUUCACUAUAUCUGGUCUCCCAGGACCCUGCAUUCACUAUAUCUGGUCUCCCCAGACCCUGUAUUCACUAUAUCUGGUCUCCCCGGACCCUGCAUUCACUAUAUCUGGUCUCCCCGGACCCUGCAUUCACUAUAUCUGGUCUCCCUGGACCCUGCAUUCACUAUAUCUGGUCUCCCUGGACCCUGCAUUCACUAUAUCUGGUCUCCCACAGUACAAACAACAUGGAAAUGCAAUUAUUUUAGUAAAUAUAAACUGCUAAACACCUUUUCUCAUCAGCAGUAUGUAGCAGUCUUGUGACUUCUAUCAGUGUCCAGCAGAGCACUGGUUAAAGCUUGUAGGAGAUGUUUUCUUUCUCCCCUGAUUGUCCUAUGAGGCUGCAGGACCACUGAUCCUCUGCCUGGACUGUGCUGAUUGGCCCUGUGCUGAUCACCGAGAAACAAAAACUCUCUAGCAAUACACACCAAACAGAGCAUGUGCCGCUCACCCCCAAGGCUCUGUUCUAACAGCAGAUUGAUUGUGGACAGUAGAAGAUGGUGAGUAUCAGGGAAGACAGGAUCAAACAGCCUUUUUACACAAUGGAGAAGAUUAA
This is a messenger RNA of Staurois parvus, 1030 nucleotides long. NCBI's taxonomy places the organism in Eukaryota, Metazoa, Chordata, Amphibia, Anura, Ranidae. The record is from the annotation of a GenBank genome assembly.